Messenger RNA from Penaeus chinensis, 4077 nucleotides. Its product is annotated as mitochondrial fission process protein 1-like. Gene Ontology annotation, cellular component: mitochondrion. The transcript is spliced from 2 exons. The record is from RefSeq and is a predicted model, not a curated record. Gene Ontology annotation, biological process: mitochondrial fission. The coding region runs from base 21 to 467 and encodes 148 amino acids. NCBI's taxonomy places the organism in Eukaryota, Metazoa, Arthropoda, Malacostraca, Decapoda, Penaeidae.
AUGAAUAUGAAGCUUAUAAAAUGUUUUGUCUUGUAGGUUAUGCUAAUGAAGUAGGUGAAGCUUUUAGAGCCCUGACACCUUUGUGGUUUGUUAGGUCAACAUAUGGAGUUGCAUCAGCAUAUGUUAUUGCAGACACAUAUGAUAAGUCAACAAAAAUGAGUAAGCAACCAGGUGCUACCCAGCGUGCUAUUACUCAUGCCGCAGUUGAUACUCUUCUUUGGCAAGCCUUUGCAUCAGUGAUUGUACCAGGCUUUACAAUCAACCGUGUGUGUGCUGCCUCACUUUAUACCAUGGCCAAGAUUAUCCCAAGAAUCCCUCUAACGACAAGAAAAUGGAUAACAACAGCUAUUGGUCUGGGAUGCAUUCCAUUUAUUGUUCAUCCAAUUGAUAAUGGAGUUCAUUUUGUAAUGGAUAACUCUGUACGUAGAUAUAUGGAUCUUGCUCCGAGAGAGGAAGGUCAUGAAUAAAUUAAUAAAGAAUCUGUAUUCAUGGACAGAAGGCUCAAGUAAGUGUUGUCAUUUUACUUUUUUGUUGCCGGAUUGCUUAAAUCAGCUGUAAGAAUAUUUUAAUAACAAAAUUGUUAUCUGUUUUUUUAAAUUGUUAACAGUCUAUAAGUAACAGAUCUUUUUUAUUUAGAAAAGUAUUUUUUAGUCAGUGGCAGACCAGAGUACAUGCAUGUGUGCCUUAAUAUGUCUUUAGAAAAAAAUAUGUAAAACAUUUUUUAUAUAUAUAUAUAUAUAUAUAUAUAUAUAUAUAUAUAUAUAUAUAUAUAUACAGAUACAUAUAUAUUUAUAUUGAAAGGUCAUUACCUAAGUUUAUUUUAAAAUUUUGGUUCUACUUAAUGAGUUAAUUUGUGCUUACAAUAUGGUUGUGCAGAAAUCUGAAAAUUGUUGCAAUAUUUAUUAUUUAUGAACAUUACUCACUUGAAAUGUUACUGUUUUGUUUUAAACAUGCUUUGUAAAAGAUAAAAUAGGAUGCAUUAUUUCUUCCAUACUUAAUACUCAGGGUAGUCUGAAUUGGUACAUGCACUUGUUUAGCUGUUUACACCAAACUUUCACUGGUGUCCAUGAUGUUUAGAACUUUAAGGGUGCUCAGACAUCAAUGAAAUUGAGCUUGGCUGUAUAUACCUAUACCUGUUUGUUAUUAAUUUGUUACAUGUUUAACUGUGAAUAUAGAGAAAUCCUAUAUUCUGUAGAGUUUAUUUAUCAUAUUGUAUGAUAUAAAAUUUGAUAUUUAAUAUUGAAGAUGGUUGUUUACAUGCAACUUCAGAGGGACGGUAAUGAGUCAGCUCAUUCACUAGUACAAACACUCCCUUUUAUAAAUGAUUACACUGUAUCAGUUUAAUAGUAGUUUUAAACUUCUUAUUUCAAGAUUUAAAAACCAUUCCUUCAAAUUUAAAUGAUAUUGUUAAUUUAAUAUUUUGUAAAAAAUCAUUGGUUGUGAGAGGACCUAAUACCUCAUGAAUGUUUCACUUAAAAACACAAAAAUAUGCAGAUGAAGGUGAUUUCACUUGUUUGUAUAAGAGAAAAAACUGAAACAGUAAUAUUUUGAUUGAUAAUUUUCUACUUCUUUCAGCUUUCUAUUGAUGGGCCUUUCACUAUUUGAUAUGAAAAAGGCCAUUUUCCUAAGAAAUUUGUAAUGUUAUAUGUACAUUCUCAUAGUAAUAUAGCUUCCAACAGCAAUCAAAUUUAGCUUGUUAGUUGUGGCUUUUACAUAGACAUUAUUUCAUUUUUUUCAUUAGAAAAGUAAGUAUUGAAAUUGAAGCUAAUAUUAAGCUGUAACUUUUUCUCUUCUUUUACAUAAUUUUUUUGUUGUUAUUUCCUGGUGCAGGAAUGGUAUAUGCAUAUAUCAUAAAUUGUUAUUUCACUGCUAAUAAUAUACCUUUACUUGAGACAUUUACACUGUAGGCUUUGCUGAAGCAAAGUAUCUGCUAGUAAAGUAGCAAAAGAAAGUAAUGUCUGGCUUGCACCAAACAGAAUGAAAGAUUAGAAGAAGUAUAAAUUAUUGAAUGUUGUAAGAAGAAACACUUUUAACCCAUUAAUGCUGGAAGCAGAUGUAUGCAUGCCUGCUCCACUGUAAUUUCAGUUUACUAAUUUUAUUUACACAUAGAUGGCUUCACAAGUGCUUAGUCAAGACAGAGCCAUUUACUAGGUCUGAUUAAUAUAAUCUGCUGAUCUUGUUUAAAUUCAGAUUCAGUAACUUCCUCUAGCCACUUGUUACAAGUCAGAUACAUUUUACAAUUAAUGAGAAAUGUCUUAAAGAAGGAUUUUUAUUGUUAUUACUGUUAGUAUUAUUAAUAAUGUUAAAAUAAUGAUAAUGUCAAUAACAAUAAUAAUAUUUAACUUGUUAGGUGCUUCACUUCAUUAGGCUUCCUUGAGUGGCAAUUCUCCUGGGUGUGUGGCCUGUAAGCCUGGCCCACACAAACACUCAUGUGCAGUAUCAAAACUCAUUGCCUCCUCUCUGUGAGGUAGUUUACACUGUGCAAUAACAGUAGCAAUAAAUACCAUUGUGUUAUUUGUGUAGUAUUGUACAUUUCAUAUUAUUCAGCUUUCUAUAACACACCCUACAUCACCAGUAACAGCAGGUAGGAAUAAGUUCCUGGAUGUAAUGUCCUCCCAGGAGACAGCCCUCUCCCAGGCAUGGUCGUUUGCUGGUAAACUCUACCCUUGGGGAAUGCUGGAGCUCAUGAAUAAGCCACUUCCUUAAGGCUCAAUGAGUUAAUUUAAGUCCCAUGACAAGAUAUGCCCAUCACCCCUCCACCCCACCCCUCACCCCUCAUCAUCUGAGAAGUUUCCAUCACUCAUUACAAGAUGUCCACACUACCUGAAGCCGGUGGGUUAAUAAUAAUAAUAAUAUUUUAUAUAGAAUCCUUUAAAAUACAAGGAAUCAUGUAAACAGGUGAGGACUGUUAGGCCUGUUAUUUGACUCCUUGUGGAUGACUAAGCAUGUAUAAAGCUAUCUAAGUACAAAUAAAAUUGACAAAACAAAACAGUAGUGGAGAGUGCAUGUACCCAGUGCCUAAGGUUAAAAAGAGUUCAGAGUUGUUUAAAUAUAGUAUUCUAUAAAAGCAGAGACAAAUCUAACAUCUAAAAUAUUUUGAUAUAAUUCCCCAUAGCUGAGGAUAAUGUCUUGGAUUAUUUAUUCAUCUGAGUAAGACAAAAAAAAACGUUCCUUUCAAAAUAAUUGUAAUGAUAUUAUAUGUUGCAAAAUGUCAUUUUGCUGCAGUGGCAUGGUAAUUCUCAUAGCGUUACGUAUCUUUUAUCUAAAUGACAUUUUCUUCAAGGAUCUCUAUAUUUUCUUUUAAUUUAUCUUUAUAUGCUUUUGAACAAUGCUCUAUUUAAGAAAGCAUGCCCUUAAAAAGCUUGUUUAUGUGAAACUAUUUUAGUAAUUGUUAGUAGUGUACCCAAAAGUCUAGAGGAAAACUUGCCAUCAUUUUUUAAUGGGCUUGAAAAGGAGUAGUAUAGUAGCACAGAUAUAACUUGCAUGGUACAUGUGAGACCUUGCAUUUAUUAAAAGACCUCCUUCUAAUGCUUAUCACAGAGACAUUACUAUAUGUCAAGCUUGGAAAAGCUUAUUACUUGUAGCAGGCACGACUUGCUUUUUUUUAGAAUUAUACAUAAAAAGAUAGCAGUGGAUUAGUCAGGAGAUCACAGCUCAAGUUAACUUCUAGUGCUUGUAUAUAUGUGAAACAUAUGCUCUAAAUAGAUCAGACUAUUUUACUACAUGUCCUGAUAUUUGUGAAGACUAUUUAAAUAUAUAUAUGUGUGUAUAUAUAUAUAUAUAUAUAUAUAUAUAUAUAUAUAUAUAUAUUUAUUUAUUUAUUUAUUUAUUUAUUUAUUUAUUUAUUUAUUUAUUUGAGAAUAUCAUUUCCUUUUUCAUUUAAAUAUUGAUUCAAACUGUUCGUAGCAAAUAUUGAAAUCUGAUAUUUAUAUUUCUUUUGUUGUAUAGUUCAAGAUUAUUUGUUAUAAUUUAAGUGUUUUGUUGCAUUUGGAUGAAUAUCCACAUUUGAUAUUGGACUGUUUUAUGUCUGUGAUAUUGUUGAUUGUUAAUUUCCAGUAUAAAGUUGACUGCUACAAA